AUGCAUUUAAAGAUAGUAAUACUAGUAGCAGCUAUGGCAGCUUUGGGAGCAGCAAGUGCUCAAAAAGAGUCAAACUGUGAAAGGUCAUGUGGCAAUGUGAGUAUUGUGUUCCCUUUUGGUUCAGGUGAGGGAUGCUACUACAGUUCUGAUUUCCUUGUAACUUGUAACCGAUCAUCUGGGGAGCCAAUAACGUUCUUGGGAGAAAGCAAAAACAAUAUUGUUAUUUCAAACAUGUCAGCUGAUACAAGUGAGAUGGAGAUUAUGAUGUUUGUAGCCAGUGAUUGCUACAACAUCUCUGGUCCAAGUGAUAGGAGGCGUGCAUUUUUGACAUUGGCUGUAACAGACAGGGAUAUCCAGAUCUCAGCCAAGAACAAGUUUAUUGCCAUUGGUUGUGACACGCAUGCAUAUUUUAAUGGAACAAGAGGGAAUGUGUCUGUUGGUACAGGUUGCAUUUCUAGAUGUGGUAGCAACACGCUUGUUACAAAUGGAUCUUGUUCGGGUGUUGGGUGUUGUGAAGUAGCAGUGCCAGAAGGAAUGAACUCCUUUCGCAUGAGUCUAAGCAGCUAUAAUAACCAUACAAAUAUAACUGACUUCAACCCUUGUAGCUAUGGCUUUUUUGUACAAGAAGGGAAGUUCAGUUUUUCUACCACUAAUUUGCUUAAUUUUCAAAGCCGAAAGGUGCCUAUGUUACUUGACUGGGGAAUUGGAAACUCGACUUGUGACAUAGCAAAAAAGGACGUGGAUAAAUUCUUAUGCAGGGAAAACAGCAUAUGUGAUAAAACUUAUAAAGGUCGUGGAUAUCGCUGUAACUGCAGUGAAGGCUAUGAAGGCAAUCCUUAUGUUCGCUGUAAUAAUGUUGAUGAGUGUCAAAAAGAAGAUCAUGGUUGCGUACAUAUAUGCAGUGAUACACCAGGAAACUAUACAUGUAAAUGUCGAAAAGGUUAUUCUGGAGAUGGAAGGAAAGAUGGAACAGGCUGCACUGCAGAUCAAUCAAUGCUUAUAAAGAUUUCAGUAGGUUCCUCAUUUGCUGCCAUCGUUCUGAUUGUGUUUGUUAAUUGGUUGUAUUUCGGACUCAAGAAACGUAAACUUAUGAUCCUCAGAGAAAAAUUCUUUAAGCAAAAUGGUGGAAUCCUGUUGCAGCAACGAAUUUCUGGGGAUGGUGGAUCUAAUGAUCAAGCAAAAGUGUUCACUAUAGAGGAGCUUAAGAGGGCAACCAACAACUAUCAUGAUAGCAAGAUUAUUGGUAAGGGUGGCUAUGGCACAGUUUAUAAAGGAGUACUAUCAGAUAGCAGAACAGUUGCCAUAAAGAAGUCCAAACUAGCUGAUCAAACCCAAACCCAGAUAGAGCAAUUUAUUAAUGAAGUGGUUAUCCUUUCUCAAAUCAAUCAUAGAAAUGUGGUGAAGCUGAUUGGUUGUUGCCUGGAAACAGAGGUCCCAUUAUUGGUUUAUGAGUUCAUUCCAAAUGGAACUCUCUCUGAUCACAUCCACAACAAAGGCAAGUCAUCGGCUAUUACAUGGGACAUCAGACUUAGAAUAGCAACAGAAACAGCUGAAGCUCUUUCCUACUUACACUCUGCUGCAUCAGUCCCAGUCAUCCAUCGAGAUGUGAAGCCAAUGAAUAUACUCUUGGAUGAUAGUUUUGUAGCAAAAGUAGCUGAUUUUGGAGCAUCAAGGCUUGUUCCUAUGGAUCAGAUUGAGCUGGAGACAAUGGUGCAAGGAACACUAGGCUACUUAGAUCCUGAAUAUAUGCAGACGAACCAGCUGACAGAUAAGAGUGAUGUUUACAGUUUUGGGGUAGUGUUAGUGGAACUGAUGACUGCAAAAAAAGCUCUUAGCUUUGAUAGGCCAGAGGAAGAGAGGAACCUAGCCAUGCAUUUUCUAUCUUCUUUAAAACAGGGACGACUCUUCCAGAUUCUUGAUGAACAGCUGCAGAAAAAUGAUGAUCAUAACGAGAUCAUCAAAGUCUCAACACUAGCAGCAAGAUGCUUACAUGUUCAAGGAGAUGAAAGGCCUACCAUGAAGGAAGUAGCUAUGGAGCUGGAAGGAAUAUUGGCAUCAUUGAUACAAAAGCAUCCGUGGGUGGAAAGUACUUCGAAUGAAGAGGAAGUGGAGUAUUUGCUUAAAGGACCAACUGAUGACUACGAAUGCACAGAGGGGGCAACUGGAAGUUCAAGUACAUUUGAUAGCAUGAACAAGCUUACAAUAUUACCUAUUGCUAGUGGCAGGUAACAGUAGAUACUU
Molecule: messenger RNA, 2241 nt
Organism: Lactuca virosa
Lineage: Eukaryota; Viridiplantae; Streptophyta; Magnoliopsida; Asterales; Asteraceae
Source: the annotation of a GenBank genome assembly